Molecule: messenger RNA, 309 nt
Organism: Geodia barretti
Lineage: Eukaryota; Metazoa; Porifera; Demospongiae; Tetractinellida; Geodiidae
Source: the annotation of a GenBank genome assembly
AGCUUAUACAUUGCAAUGGUUUGUGCCUUUCUUCUGGGAUUUGGAGAUGCCUGCUACAACACACAGAUAUACUCCAUUUUGGGUGGUUUGUAUCCUACGGAUGAUAAAAGUACUCCAGCGAUGGCCCUAUUUAAGUUUUUUCAGGUAUAUUAUUGAUACAGGUGUUAAUUUCUAUUGGGACACAUUAUUAUUUGUUACACUAAUUGAGAUUUGGAUGGGCGAAGUCUGUAUUGUUUCCUGGGGUAUUCGUUGAACUUCAGAAAAUCCUCCUUUUAGUAACAUACAGCCGCAGAAUGAACUGCAUGGCUA